AUGGCUACGCUGUGGAUUUCAUUAAUACUGCAGAUCGAUGCUUUCAUGGCCAAUAAUCCAAACAGGAAUGACCUCGUCAACCAACACAACGAGAUAAAAUGCGUGGGAGUCGGAAUACUGAUCGCAAAUCGGAGAAAUCAAAAUAGUUCGUGUAAUCCAAUACAAGAACCAACGACAUUCGUGAAGUACCACGGCUUAAGUAGAAAUGGCACUGACAUCGUCUACUGUCUUUUCGGAGCUCUGGAGGGAGCCCCGCAAAGAGAUGAGUUCAGAGACGAGUCAUGGGAACUACUUCCACAUCCGGACAUGGAGGACAGGGUGGUCGAUAUGCCCAUGCAUCAAUAUACCGGAUCACUGUGCCCGAAGCGUUGUUGCUGGACAGCGGCGCAGAGGGGCUCCUUGACGACCUUGAACAUUCAUCAGGAUUCAGUACCGGAAUCCCGGUCUACGAAUGGCAAUAGCCGACUACAGCCGCAUUGGACGCUUAAACAAGCACAAGGGGGUUUCAUAUGCGCUCGAGCUCGUUGCGUCUUUGGGCAGUAACAUGAAGACCGGCAACCAACGAACAUAAUUAGACUUGUGACAAGACAAGAUUUGCAAUAUGGUGUUGCGGUUAUGCUGUGGUGAUGUAUGGAGGAUACGAUACUGGCCGUCUCAGACAUCAUUGAGAAUACCGCCAUGCUACGUCAUCCGGGUUGUAAAGAUCAUACAGGAGCUGUACGGUCCAGCAAAUGGCGAAAUACAAUACCAUUUGGUUUUGAUUCUAACCAUGGAAUCUAUUUAACGACGACCUUGUGGUUUUUCUUUUUGAUUUUAACGUUACAUAAAAUAAAAUAAACCGGGGUUUCCAAAUUGAAAUUAUGUGUCAACCCUCAGAUCUGUCGAGUAGCAGAAGAGGGAAAGGCCCUAUAGUUCGAUGUAGGUCUUGAC
This is a messenger RNA of Truncatella angustata, 930 nucleotides long. RefSeq lists its product as uncharacterized. The coding region runs from base 1 to 543 and encodes 180 amino acids. The record is from RefSeq and is a predicted model, not a curated record. The transcript has 2 exons. NCBI's taxonomy places the organism in Eukaryota, Fungi, Ascomycota, Sordariomycetes, Amphisphaeriales, Sporocadaceae.